AUGUCGAAGGCACUUGGGACGUUCCGAGCCGUCUACCUCGUAGCUCUUUGCUGCGUAGGCUCCUUCCUCUUUGCAUACGACACUGGCAUCAUCGGCGGAAUUCUCACCUUUGAAGGGUUUCAAACCGACUUUCGAUACGGCCCAUCACAGAAGGCAAAUGUCGGCUCUAACUCUACGAGCUUGCUGCAGGCAGGUGCUUUCUUCUCCUGUUUCUUCAUCUGGCCCUUCACCGCGAAGUACGGCCGAAGAUGGUCCAUCAUCCUCGCGUCGACAAUUUUCUGCAUCGGCGCUGUGGUCCAAACGAUCAACACCCACUCACUCGCCGCAUUCUACGUAGCCCGAGUCAUCAGCGGCGUCGGCGUCGGCAUGGCCACCGUUGUCAUUCCCAUGUACUCGGCCGAGAUGGCGCCCAAGAACAUUCGAGGCAUGCUCGGUAGCAUGUUCCAGUUCUUCUUCACAAUGGGCGUUAUGACGAGUUACUGGAUCGACUAUGGGGUUAGCAAGCACCUCAAACCUUCGACGAAGCAAUGGCAAAUUCCCGUCGGACUCCAACUUGUACCUGGUGCGAUUCCGGGCCUGGCCCUGCAAUCCCUUGUGUGGGUGCGUGGUGGCGAGAACACGCCUGAGGUUCAGCAGGAGUUCGCUGAGAUCAUCGCCACCAUCGAGGAGGAGGAAAGCCAGAAGGAGGGUCUGACAUGGAGGGAAUUGGUUCAGCCAACCAACCGUCACCGUAUUCUCCUCAUCAUCGCUCUUCAGAUUGGUGUCCAACUCACCCGCAAUACCUCUUUGGCUCAUUAUGCACCCCAGGUCUUUGCCGCUGUCGGCGCCGGCCAAGAUAACCUCCUGAUUACCGGCUUCUUUGGCGUCGUCAAAGUAGUUUCAUGUCUUUUCUACCUCCUCUUCCUCGUUGAGCGCAUGGGUCGCAGAGGCUCACUCCUAGCCGGUGCUUUCCUCAUGGGAGCGUACAUGCUCAUCAUCGCGUGUCUCACAGCCACCAACCCACCAAAGUCCGUUGACCUGGGUCUGACUUCUACUGCCAUCGCAUCAAUGACGAUGAUCUACCUGGAAGCCAUGUCUUACAACAUUUCGUGGGGCCCAGCGCCUUGGGUUUACAUAGGCGAGAUAUUUCCAUCCCGUAUCCGCGAAGCAGGCAUCGCCAUCGGAACAUCCACGCAAUGGCUGUUCAACUUCGUCUUCUCGCAAGCCACGCCACAUGCCGUUCAGAACCUCGGCUGGAAGACCUUCCUCAUGUUCUGCAUUUUCAACUGGGCUCUUGUUGUGAUACCCUCAAUCUGA
Molecule: messenger RNA, 1296 nt
Organism: Colletotrichum aenigma
Lineage: Eukaryota; Fungi; Ascomycota; Sordariomycetes; Glomerellales; Glomerellaceae
Gene: qutD-16
Product: Quinate permease
Exons: 6
Coding region: 1-1296 (431 amino acids)
Biological process (GO): transmembrane transport; carbohydrate transport
Cellular component (GO): membrane
Molecular function (GO): carbohydrate:proton symporter activity
Source: RefSeq, a predicted model, not a curated record